Messenger RNA from Cololabis saira (Pacific saury), 1846 nucleotides. RefSeq names its product carbohydrate sulfotransferase 1-like. The record is from RefSeq and is a predicted model, not a curated record. Gene Ontology annotation, biological process: carbohydrate metabolic process; N-acetylglucosamine metabolic process; keratan sulfate proteoglycan metabolic process. The coding region runs from base 295 to 1599 and encodes 434 amino acids. Gene Ontology annotation, molecular function: N-acetylglucosamine 6-O-sulfotransferase activity; keratan sulfotransferase activity. The transcript has 6 exons. Gene Ontology annotation, cellular component: Golgi membrane. Lineage: Eukaryota; Metazoa; Chordata; Actinopteri; Beloniformes; Belonidae.
GACGCUGCGGGGGGGGGCUGUGACGUCACCCCGCCAGGCUGGUCCCGCAGAGCGUCAGGACCGACACCGACACCGGAGCAUCAUCUAUCUGGACGGACCUGGAGCUGGAUCAGGGUCAGCAUCACGACCUGGAUCUGGGUCUGGAUCUGGACCCCGACCCUGACCGUGGAGGAUUCCAGCCCAGAUCCUGAGUCCGCAGCCCCGCAGAUGAAGAUGGAGAUGCAGAAGAUGGAGGCGGAACACCCACAGAUCAGAGCCGUUCCCAUGACGACCUGAUGCAUCUGGACACACACCAUGCAGUGUUCCUGGAAGUCGGUGGUUGUGUUGGCAUUGGCGUCUGUGGCGGUCCAAUACACGGCGGUCCGAACCGUCCGGACUUUCUCCAGCAGCCUGCUCUGCUCCGUGGGCCUGGCCCCCACCAGCUGCACCACCAACUGGAGCCUCCAUCCCUCCAACCGGGCAGUCAGGCGGACACGUCAAGGCUCACACCCUGGCUGCCGCCACGCCUCAGGCCAUGCUGAUAGUGGAACCAACAUCCUGAUCCUGGCCACCACACGGAGCGGAUCCUCAUUUGUUGGUCAGCUAUUCAACCAGCAUCCGGAGGUGUUCUACCUGUUCGAGCCCUUGUACCACGUCCAGAUGUCCCUACUUCCCCGGCCGGCUCAGACGGGAAACGUGGCUGAGAGAAGGGUGAUGCUGCGAGCCUCCAGGGAGCUGCUUCGGUCUCUUUUCCGAUGUGGUCUCCACAGCCUGGAGGGCUACAUUCACCCCCGACCCUCUGGACACCUGACGGAGAAGUUGUUCAGAAGAGGCGCCAGCCGCUCUCUUUGUUCCUCGCCUGUAUGCGGGGCUGCUCUCGACCCAAAAGAGCAGAACCUGGUUCUGGCUGAUGAAGGGGAGUGCGUGAGGAGGUGUGGCCCACUCAAUUUGACGCUGGCAGUUGACGCCUGCAGAGCCAAACGCCACACUGCUAUUAAGACGGUCCGAAUCCCCCAAAUCAGCGACCUCAGGCCGCUGAUAGAAGACCCGGGACUCAACUUGAAGGUGAUCCAGCUGGUUCGAGAUCCGCGCGGCAUCCUGGCCUCUCGUAUCGAGACGUUUCGAGACACAUACCGUCUGUGGCGUCUAUGGAGGGCGACCGGACGUCGACCCCCCAAUCUGGACCUGAGACAGAUCAGUACGGUCUGUGAGGACUUCCUCCGCUCGGUGUCCACAGGACUGUCCAGACCGGCCUGGCUUAAAGGAAGGUACACGCUGCUCAGGUAUGAAGACUUGGCCAGGUCCCCCCUCCAGAAAACCCGGGAGCUGUUCAGCUUCCUUGGCCUGGCUCUGGACCGCAGCGUGGUGGACUGGAUUCUGAACAACACCCGAGGUGGCAGGGACCCGUCUUCUCGGCAGAAGUUCACCACGGCCCGUGACUCUGCGGCCAAUGCUGAGAACUGGAGGCUGAAGCUGUCCCUGGACAUGGUUCUGUAUACGCAGACUGCCUGUCAGCCGCUGCUGGGCCUCCUCGGAUACAAGACGGUGGUCCACCCCCGGGAACUGAGGAACCUGAGCCGGUCUCUGGUGGAGAACAGGACGUUCCUGCCUUUUUCUUGACCUGGGGCCCGGGCGUUCCCUCAGGGGUUCUGGAUGUCCUCAGCCCGAUAGUAGAGGAGGACAUGGACUUGACUCCGUCUCAGAAUCUUUAACCAAUCAUCUCCUCUGUUGUCGAUGAGAGUUCCUUCACUUUCAUUAAACCUCACAUGUACGAUCACUUCCUGUUUGGUUCUGAGUUGUUUGUUCAAAUCUGAUGUUUCCAGGCUGUGAAUUCUUCCAUCCUGCUGCUCAGUUGAAGCUGUGAAGU